AUGGAGAUCCUGGGGGCCGUCUCAAGCGCCAUCGCCAUCGCUAGACUGGCUGUCAGGUCUACCAAACCUAUCCGAGAAAUCGGCCACAGCUUCAGAAAGGCACCGCGGGAAUACGAGCGACUACGCAAGGCUACCGUCCGGCUCCAGAAUAUCAUCGAAACCAUCGCCAGUCUGAGCCCGGACCAGGAGUACGACGUGAGCCAUGAAAUCAGAAAGAUUUGGUGCUCCCAGAUCGAAGACGUCGGCCGCGACAUCGAUAUUUUCAACGACAAGCUGGACAGGCUGCAGUCGUCUCUCGCCCAAGAUGCUUCGAGAAUGAAACAGAUGGCGGGGAGGCUUCGCAUGUACCUUUCCGAAGACGAGAUGGGAGACUACGAGGUUCAGUUCUCGCACCAUCGGGAGGCAUUGAGUCUCAUAUACUGGCUGACAUCACUCGAUUCGAGAUACGGCCCCAAGGUCAGGUAUACUCUCAGCUGCUCAGUCUCUAGCUACCAACUUCCACUUGGAACGAUUCACAUCGCCAAGAAGACGAGACAGACGACUACCGAGCGCUACCACAAGACCGAGAGGAAGCCGGACUGGGACUACGACUUCAUCAUGUUCCCUCUUCCGCAGUUGACCGAUCGCGUGUUCCACCUCAUGCUGAAAUGGUCUUCCGCUUACCUCCUCACCAAUACCCGAAAGGUGCACCUCUGGAACUCGGAUCCCGAGGUGACGCGCUGCAUGGCCAACGGAGAUGCUGAAGGACUGCGAAGUCUCAUGACAGCUGGCCGUGCACGUCCAGAUGACCUGAUCGCGCCACACGGGCACACAUUGUUGCAUGUGAGAGGCCGCUACCCUGAAUCGUCCCCGAGCCGGAAGUCUUUCUCGAAACCGGACCCGGAUACUGAUGAGACAUCGAUACGUUGA
Geosmithia morbida is the source of this 909-nucleotide messenger RNA. RefSeq lists its product as uncharacterized. Bases 1 to 909 code for a protein of 302 amino acids. The transcript is spliced from 2 exons. NCBI's taxonomy places the organism in Eukaryota, Fungi, Ascomycota, Sordariomycetes, Hypocreales, Bionectriaceae. The record is from RefSeq and is a predicted model, not a curated record.